AUGUCUCUUCCAGCAACUCAACUCGGCGUGCUCUCAACCAACACCUCUCAAACCCUUCAAUCCUUUCCUGUCCCCUCUCCGGGACCUAAGGAAGUUCUCAUCCAAAACGUCGCAGUCGCUGCGAACCCAAAAGACUGGAAGGUUCCUCAAUGGACUCCUAAUUAUUCGGGGAUCGAGGGGAACGACGUUUCAGGCUACAUUGUAAAAGUCGGCGAGGGAGUGACGGAAUUUAAGGGUGGCGAGCGUGUGGCUGCGUUCAGUAAAAUGCGGACAAUGGACCCCAAGUACGGGGCGUAUGCACAGUACACAGUGGCACUCGCUUCCGAUACUUUCCCAAUUCCAGAAUCAACCUCUUUCGAAGAAGCAUCUACUCUACCACUUGCAGUCAUGACAGCUGCGAUCGGUCUCUUCAAGCGUCUUGGGAUUCCAGAGACUUCCACCGGUGAGCAGAAAGGCAUCAUCGUGAACGGAGCCUCCUCUUCAGUCGGCGCCUACGUUGUCCAACUCGCGAAACGAGCAGGCUUGUUCGUUAUCGGUAUUGCCGGAUCAUCAAAGGACUACGCAAAAAGUCUCGGCGCAGAUGUUAUUAUUGAUUAUCGCGAGCAUAAAGGUGAUGCUCUGGAACAAGCACUUAUUUCAGCCUCCUCGGGCCAUAACGUCGAAUACGUCUACGACGCCAUUACUGAAAAUCAAUCAACUCUCUCUCUCUCACGCGUCCUAGCCAAAGCCUCUCCGACAGGAAAAGGGAAAGUCACAUACAUACUCAUGCCGAGCGAGGACGAGCUCAACCAAAUUCCGCAGGGCAUUGUUGCGGAGAGGACGGGAGUGAACACCGCGUAUGGUGAUGACGAAGAAUUUGCAGCGAGGUACUUGUCAGCGACAGCGUAG
Messenger RNA from Fomitiporia mediterranea MF3/22, 888 nucleotides. Its product is annotated as GroES-like protein. Lineage: Eukaryota; Fungi; Basidiomycota; Agaricomycetes; Hymenochaetales; Hymenochaetaceae. The transcript has 5 exons. Bases 1 to 888 code for a protein of 295 amino acids. The record is from RefSeq and is a predicted model, not a curated record. Gene Ontology annotation, molecular function: oxidoreductase activity, acting on NAD(P)H.